CGUUAUUCAUGGGGCGGGGUUUGCUUCAAAACUAUGGCUGUGAUAUUUCAAACCAUGACUGUGGUACAUACUGGUUAGAUCCAGCUCAUCUCCACUGACAAUAACAACAUCGACACCAUGGAUGCGAAGCAGUCUUCGGACUUCCCGCCGUUCCUUGAGAGGCCAUCUCCAUGGCACGCAACAGCGGAUGUGUUCACCUGCCUCUCUUUUGCGAACUGGACAAAGGACCUUCCACCCGGUUCUUAUGGAGAUGUUGAAGCCAGUUCGGACUUUGUCAACCGUGAAGUCUCAGGAGAGUAUACAGGUGGCCCUGGGAGUGUCAUGAUUGUUCGGUACUCUGAAACUCCAGUUGGACCGUAUGAUGAGAUAAUCUGGAUACCGGGCUACUUCCAAGUGCCGGGUACAGAUCAAAAACGGCCCAGGAUCACUCGGAUAUAUGUGAGCCUGGUGGACUCCGUUUACAAUGGUCGUAAGAAUUGGAACAUCCCAAAGGAACCACCCGAGCACCAAUUUUAGACCCCCUUCUAGCUUCAAUAUCUC
This is a messenger RNA of Monascus purpureus, 540 nucleotides long. NCBI's taxonomy places the organism in Eukaryota, Fungi, Ascomycota, Eurotiomycetes, Eurotiales, Aspergillaceae. The record is from the annotation of a GenBank genome assembly.